GUGCCAAUCGGCGAGUUCACUGAACAACAGUUGACAACCCGUUCGGAAUCCAAGCGGAAAACCAUCAAAAUGUUGGCCACCGUUGUGGUGGUGUUCGCCGUGUGUUGGCUACCGAUCAACGUCUACCACAUAAUCAACGACUUUUUCGCCACCGACUCCCUGUCCGCCAUCAGUAUCAACACAUACCUGGCCUGUCAUUGGCUGGCAUUCAGCUCCGUCUGUUGGAAUCCAUUCAUAUACUUCGGACUCAACCCAUACUAUCGGCACGAAUUGAACAGAAUAUUCUUGAGGGGAAAGCAUAGGAAUGGGUGUAAGGGCUCGUGUAGUAAGGCUAGUAUGUCGUGUGUCUGUGAGGACAUGGAGUUGUAUCCGUUGAGAUGUUAUGAUGAAAAUGAUUAG
Oppiella nova is the source of this 399-nucleotide messenger RNA. The record is from the annotation of a GenBank genome assembly. Lineage: Eukaryota; Metazoa; Arthropoda; Arachnida; Sarcoptiformes; Oppiidae.